Leucoraja erinaceus (little skate) is the source of this 2907-nucleotide messenger RNA. It is a transcript of the gene anapc7, whose product is annotated as anaphase promoting complex subunit 7. Gene Ontology annotation, biological process: cell division. The transcript has 11 exons. Gene Ontology annotation, molecular function: protein binding. The coding region runs from base 132 to 1829 and encodes 565 amino acids. NCBI's taxonomy places the organism in Eukaryota, Metazoa, Chordata, Chondrichthyes, Rajiformes, Rajidae. The record is from RefSeq and is a predicted model, not a curated record.
CGCUCAGCUAAUUUUUUUUUUCAGGCAUAUUUAGUGAGUGAAUCUAACGGGCGCGGGCCGGGCAGCUGGAGGCUGGAGGAAGGCCCCCAGCGCCAUUUUUGAGGCCGCUCGCGUUCGGCUCCGGCAACAAGAUGAACGUUAUCGACCACGUCCGCGACAUGGUGGCCGCCGGCCUCUACUCCAACGUCAGGCUGCUCAGCAGCUUGUUACUCACCAUGAGCGACAACAACCCAGAAUUCUUCUCUCCUGUGCAGAAGUACCAGCUCCUUGUCUACCAUGCCGAUUCUCUCUUUCAUGAUAAGGAGUAUCGUAAUGCUGAAUCUAAAUACAAAAUCGCCUUGCAGCAGAAGAAGGCGCUGACUAAAACUACAAAAGUGAGACCAGCUGGUGGAAGCGCCCCAUCAACACCACAAACACAGUGUCUGCCAUCAGAGAUCGAAGUUAAAUAUAAAAUGGCUGAAUGUUAUACAAUGCUCCGUCAAGAAAGAGAUGCAGUUGCAAUACUGGACACUAUUCCCACCAGGCAGCGCACUCCAAAGAUUAACAUGAUGUUGGCCAAUCUGUAUAAGAAGGCAGGGCAGGAAAGAUCAGCUGUAACCAGCUAUAAAGAAGUUCUACGACAGUGUCCCUUGGCUAUGGAUGCGAUAUUAGGUCUGCUAUCCCUCUCUGUGAAGGGUGCGGAGGUAGCAUCUCUAACUAUGAAUGUGAUUCAGAGUAUUCCGAAUCUGGACUGGUUAUCUGUUUGGAUCAAGGCGUAUGCUUUUGUUCACACUGGUGAUAAUACCAGGGCUAUCAAUGCUAUCUGCUCGUUAGAGAAGAAAUCAUUAUUGCGGGAUAACGUGGAUUUAAUGGGAAGCCUUGCAGACUUGUAUUUCCGAGUGGGUGACAGCAAAAAUGCCAUCCUUAAGUUUGAACAAGCUCAGAUGCUGGAUCCAUAUAUCAUUAAGGGAAUGGAUGUCUAUGGAUAUCUUCUAGCAGGUGAGGGCCGACUCGAGGACGUUGAAAAUUUAGGUGGACGUUUAUUCAAUAUAUCUGAUCAGCAUGCAGAACCGUGGGUUGUCUCGGGUUAUCAGUGUUUGUACAGCAAACGAUAUUCACGUGCACUUUAUCUGGGAGCAAAAGCAAUUCAAUUGAAUAGCAACAGUGUGCAAGCCUUGCUGUUAAAAGGUGCUGCUUUGCGAGCCUUGGGCAGAAUCCAGGAAGCUAUUAUACACUUCAGAGAAGCCAUGCGUCUCUCCCCUUGCAGAAUGGAUUGCUAUGAAGGACUGGUUGAAUGCUAUUUAGCUUCAAACAGCAUUCGUGAGGCAAUGGUGAUGGCAAAUAAUGUCUUCAAAACACUGGGCCCAAAUGCCCAGACUUUGACUCUUUUUGCCACUGUUUGCUUGGAAGACCCAAUGACGCAAGAGAAGGCGAGAACACUUCUGGAUAAAGCCCUGGCACAGAAAUCCGACUAUCUAAAAGCAGUGGUCAAAAAAGCAGAACUUCUGAGUCGUGAGCAGAAGUACGAAGAAGGUAUAGCUCUUCUGCGAAAUGCGUUGGCAAACCAGAGUGUUUGUAUUCUGCAUCGGAUGCUUGGAGAUUUUCUGGUGGCUAUAAGCGAUUAUCAGGAAGCAAUGGAUCAAUACAGCAUUGCAUUAAGCUUGGACCCCAAUGAUCAGAAGUCUUUAGAAGGCAUGCAGAAGAUGGAGAAGGAAGAAAGCCAGACCGAGGCAGCACAAGAGGAGGAUGUGGAUGACAUGGAAGGUAGUGGAGAAGAGGGAGACCUGGAGGGGAGUGACAGUGAGACUGCACAGUGGGCAGAUCAAGAACAGUGGUUUGGCAUGCAGUAGGAAAAGCACACGGGCCUCUUCAAAUGAACUUCUCAUGUUUGGAAUCCAUGGUUCUGUUAACCAGGUACCUUGGAUUUUAUAAUGAAUUGUAAUCAUUGCUUCGCAUUACAGAGGGAAAUACUUUGUCAGAUAUCUGUUAUUACUUGUUGUGUUUCAAUUAUAAUUGUACAGCAUUGUACUAUUUUCUUUACAGAAAUACUCUUCGCUUCCAUAAUGUAUAUUCAAGUCAGUUAACUGAUAUGGUGACAACAGAUUGAGUUUGUGUGACUGUUGUGACGUCACUUAUUAAACAUGUCAAUUUGAGACUUAAUUUUCCAAAUUUAUGAAAUCUAUACAGUGAGCCUAAUGUCUUGGGUAUAGGUUUGCAUGAAUUAAGGCCAAGCUGAACUCCAAAUGCUGAAAUAUUUUUCUAAUUAUCUUUGUGAAAGCUGUAAAAUCCAAGCAAGGUGACUAUGAAACAUUUAAACUGCUUGAAUCCUGAAGCUGGAUUGCAGAGCAAGUGAUAGAUUUCAAAAAAUUGUGUUUAGAAAUUUACACUGACUACUGUAAUUUUUUUACCUUGAAACAUCUUGAUUUAGUUCUCGAUUGAAUCUAUAUUUUUCCAAUGGCCACAUUCACCAAAGUAGGAUUGGACUCAGUGGGCUGAAGGCUCUGUUUCCAUGCUGUAUCUCUAAAUUAUUCUCAGAUCCAUUGCCAAUUUGAUCUAUUGCCAAUUUUGCUUUGUCAUUAAGACCUGGAUUUGCUCCAUUCUUUGGUGCUGGCUAACUCUUUGUGCUCCAUGCAAGAAUUAAAUUUGUACACGGCUGAAUCCAAUUUCAACAGACAUUGUGCAUCAUAUAAUUUAUUGUUUGUAUUAAAUCUUUUUGACAGCUGUGAUGCUCUACGCUGUCUCACCAGCUCGUUCUUGCAAUAACUGUUUUGAUAGCCGUAUUGUGUCUUUUCUAAAGAAUAGAGGUAAAAUGACAUUUUGCAGUACUAAUUGAAAUGUAUACAGUGUAUACACUGUAGUUGUGAGCAUCAUUGUAUAUGAAAUGCAUGUUUUUUCCUUUAAAUAAAAAUUAAUGUCCUCUGUUAGAAA